AAAGUGGCCGUUAAUAAGAAGACGGCCUUAAAUCUGACGGAAAGUAACGAACAAAAUGUGAGUUUUAAAGCAUCGGAAGCAACCCCUAAGAGAAGCAACGCAAACGACAUGAAACCGCCGACGAGUCUGACUGUGGCCCGAAAGAGUGCCCCCAAGACUCCAAACAACAACUCGAAUAAACCGUUUCGUUGUCACGAAUGUUAUAAAUGUUUCACAACAGAUGAUCGUCUUAUAAGACACGCGAUCGUACACUCGAGCGACGAACAAGUCAAACCCCUGGCCUGUGAUAUCUGUCAGAAACGAUUUCUUAACAACUCUGCCCUUUCAUGUCAUCUCAAAGUUCACAGUACUCCUAAAGAUCAGCCCCGAAGAUAUGAUUGUGUUAUAUGUAAGCUAUGGUUUGAUUCGACACAACUAAGAAAAGACCACAUCGUAUCGCACGCCCACCCCAUCACCGGACAGUUCACUUGUCCUAACUGUUCAAAAGGAUUUGACGAGUUCUCAGCCGUUAGAAAACAUAUCCGAGCUUUUCAUUCAGACAAACAAUACCCGUGCACUCAAUGCGAAAAAGUGUUCCCUCGUCCCGACAAAUUGAAGUUACAUAUGUUAAGACAC
Molecule: messenger RNA, 615 nt
Organism: Oppiella nova
Lineage: Eukaryota; Metazoa; Arthropoda; Arachnida; Sarcoptiformes; Oppiidae
Source: the annotation of a GenBank genome assembly